AUGUCUAUAUUUCUAGCUUUAUACAAUCUCACAACUGAAAAAGGAAAAUUCGAGAAUAGAAUACAGUCCAUUACCAUAGUUGAAGCCACAGAUAAGAGAAAAUUGCCAAAGGUGUUGGUGUCAUUCAGAACAACUGAACAAAGCUCUAUUAUAUGCAAACCAAAACCCGCAUAGGUUCAUUCUUCCCAUGGAUAAGAGACUGUUCUUUGCUCUCCUGGUCUUGCGUUUUCUGUUCGUUUCUUUAAACAGAACUGCUACAGCCUCCACUGAAGAAGCAGAUGCUCUGCUCAAAUGGAAAGCCAGCUUGGAAAACCAAACUCAUAGUUUUCUACCAUCCUGGAGUCAUCUUCCUCCCAGCAAUGCCUCCAGAACAGGAGCGAAUCCAUGCACAUGGUCUGGAUUAUCUUGUGACACUGCUGGAAGGAUCACAGAAAUAAUCCUCCCGGAACUGGGUUUGGAAGGCACGUUCCAUAACUUCUCCUUCCCGCUGUUUCCAAACCUCUUGCAUAUUAAUCUCAGCACGAACAAGCUCUAUGGUACCAUCCCUCCACAGAUCAGUAACCUCUCCAAACUGGUAUUUCUUGAUCUUUCCUUCAAUUUGUUCACUGGGAAAAUCCCAUCAGAAAUUGGCUUGAUAACAAAUCUUGAGGUCCUCCACCUUGCUAAUAAUCGAUUAAAUGCCUCAAUUCCUGGAGAAAUUGGUCAGUUAAGCCGUCUCACUGAUCUUUCUUUGUACAACAACAGUUUUAAUGGUCUUAUUCCAGCUUCUUUGGGAGCUUUGAGCAACCUGGCUAAGCUAGAUUUGUAUCAUAAUCAACUUUCUGGUUCUAUUCCUCCGGAUCUGGGAAAUCUCUCCAACCUUGUUGAGCUGUACUUGAGCGACAAUUCUCUUGCAGGUCCCAUACCAUCCAGUAUUUUUAGAAGCCUUGAAAAGCUAACAACGCUGGACCUGUUCGAUAAUUCAUUAAAUGGUUCUAUACCGCCUGAAAUUGGACUACUAAAAGCACUUGACUCUCUGAGCCUUCACACAAACAACUUUUCGGGUUCCAUGCCAGCAUCAUUAGCUAAUCUGAGCCACCUAACUAUUCUGCAUCUCUAUGACAAUCAUUUUUCUGGUUCCAUUCCUCAAGAAAUAGGAAACAUGAACUUUCUUGUUCGGCUAGAAUUGAGCAGGAAUCAACUCACUGGUUCUGUCCCUGCUUCCAUUGGUAAUUUGAGCAAUUUAAAGACUUUACAUCUUCGAGCGAACCAUCUUUCUGGUUCCAUUCCUCAAGAAAUUGGAAAUUUAUCAAAGUUGGCUGUGCUGCAACUGGAUACAAACAACUUCACUGGCUAUUUGCCUCAACAUAUUUGUCAAGGGGGUUUACUUAGGAACCUUUCUGCGUAUGACAACCACUUCAUAGGUCCAAUUCCCACAAGCUUGAGAAACUGCACAAGCUUGUACAGAGUCCGGCUUCAAGAGAAUCAACUAACUGGGAAUGUAUCAGAAGUUUUUGGCAUCCAUCCAAACCUUUCCCUCAUAGAUCUGAGUAUUAAUAAAUUAUAUGGAGAAAUAUCACUUAACUGGGGAAGAUGCCCAGAAUUACGUACACUGCGGAUUGCAAGCAACAAUAUUACAGGCAGAAUACCAUCUGACUGGGGAACCUCAUCUCAACUAGGUUUAAUUGAUCUUUCUUCAAACCAUUUAGUUGGGGAGAUUCCAAAGGAACUUGGGAAGUUGACUAAUUUGUCACAGCUAUAUUUGAGCAAUAACCAACUUUCUGGCAUGAUACCUCCAGAGUUAGGAUCACUUUCCAAUGUCGAGAGACUAGACCUGUCUGCAAACAAUUUGAGUGGUUCAAUACCAGGAAAACUUGGUGACUGCUCGAGGCUGAUUUGUCUGAACUUGAGCAAUAACAGAUUAAGCGACACAAUACCAUCAUAUAUUUGUAAUUUAGUUCAGCUGCAAAUUCUACUAGAUCUGAGUCAUAACUCACUAACAGGGAAAAUACCAUCACAAAUCAGAAACUUGCAGAGCUUGGAGACGUUGAAUCUGUCACACAACAAGCUUUCAGGUCAGAUUCCGGGGGCUUUUGAAGAAAUGCUUAGCUUGUCAUAUUUAGACAUAUCAAAUAAUGAGUUGCAGGGUCCAAUUCCCAACAGUAAAGCUUUUCAAGAUGCUCCCAUAGAAGCACUACAAGGGAACAGAGGUUUGUGCGGCAAUGUCAGAGGCCUGCAACCUUGCAAUUCCUCAUUUGACCACCAACAAGGCAAGAAGAAGGGUGUCAAACUUCUGUUGUUGGUCAUGCUCCCUAUUUUGGGAGCAGUUUUGCUUUUAUUUGCUUUCAUUGGAAGCUUUUUCAUUUUUCAAAAGAGAAAAAGGAAUGCUCAAUCAGAAUCAAAAGAAAUGGUAAAUGAAGAUCUGCUUCUGGAGGAACAAACUUUUGGUGGAAUAAUGUAUGAUGAAAUAAUUCAAGAAACUAACAAUUUUGAUGCCACACAUUGCAUUGGAGAGGGAAGCCAGGGAAACGUGUACCUGGCGAAGCUGUCAUCAAAUCAUAUGGUUGCUGUGAAGAAACUUCACUCACAAUGCAUUGGAGAGGAGAAAGAUCAAAAAGUCUUUCGAAACGAGAUCAAAGCUUUAACAGAAAUACGACAUCGGAACAUUGUGAAAUUCCAUGGAUUUUGUUCACAUGCAGAACAUAUGCUCUUGGUCUAUGAGUAUAUUGAAAGAGGUAGCUUGGCAAGACUAUUGAGCACGGUGACAGAAGCAACAGAAUUGGACUGGAGUAAGAGGGUAAAUGUCAUUAAAGGUGUGGCAUAUGCUUUGUCAUACAUGCAUCAUGAGUGCUCCCCACCUAUUGUUCACCGAGAUAUAUCAAGCAAGAAUGUUUUGCUUGAUUCCGAAUAUGAGGCUCAUGUUUCUGACUUCGGCACUGCCAAAUUUCUGAAUCCAGACUCAUCGAAUUGGACUGCAGCUGCAGGCACAUAUGGAUACAUGGCACCAGAGGUUGCAUACACUAUGAAGGUCACAGAAAAAUGUGAUGUGUACAGCUUUGGAGUACUAGCAUUGGAAGUGAUAAAAGGAGCUCAUCCUGGAGAUUUCAUUUCUUCAUUAGCGAUGGAUAAAAUAUUGCUGAAUGAGAUGUUGGAUCAACGCCUUUCACCUCCAACAAAUCAAAUUAAGGGGGAUUUGUUAUUCAUCACAAAGCUUGCAAUUGCAUGCUUACAAGUCAAUCCAGCACAUAGGCCAACUAUGCAUGAUGUUUCUCAGGCACUAGCAGCCCGAAUAUCAUCUUCUUAUGAAUAAAUUCACAAAGUCAUGCUAGUGCAACUUGUACAUGUAUAAUUUGUGCAGAAGGCUAUGUUCUUUUUUAUAUUGCUGUACAAGGAAGGCUGUAUUGCCAACUAAGGGUGUGCUUGAAAAAAUUAAGCAUCAAGCAUUUAAUGCUGAAUUCAGUUAA
Messenger RNA from Malania oleifera, 3443 nucleotides. Its product is annotated as MDIS1-interacting receptor like kinase 2. Gene Ontology annotation, molecular function: protein kinase activity; ATP binding; protein binding. NCBI's taxonomy places the organism in Eukaryota, Viridiplantae, Streptophyta, Magnoliopsida, Santalales, Ximeniaceae. Gene Ontology annotation, biological process: protein phosphorylation. The transcript has 2 exons. Bases 188 to 3289 code for a protein of 1033 amino acids. The record is from RefSeq and is a predicted model, not a curated record.